UUAUAAUUCAGUACAUUCAGCCAAUUGAGUAUCUUCGACAUGUUCCAAUUUUACGAAAAUGACUCUAUAAUAAAGUUAUUAUAGAAAAUGAAAAGAAAUGCGUACUUGUUUGGGGAUGCAUGGGCUGGCAAGAGAGGAAGGAAUUGAAGUGCAUAUAAAAUGGGAGAAGAGGAAAGGAGAAUAGAAGGGGUAGUAGUGUCACAUGCCUUCAUUUAUACAUGUCGUUGACCUUUCAUCCUUUGCUAUCAACUAGCUGCCCAUCUCUUCUAUGACACUAAUAUAUUCUCAAGCUCCUUCCACACCACUCAUCACUCUAAGCUUCCCACUCCCUCAAUCCUCAUCUCCUCCUCCUCAUCCUCAUAUAUAUAUAACCUAUUUGCCCACAAAUUCCUCCUCUAGAAUCAACCCCCCCAUCACGUUACAUAUUUUGCCCCAAAUUAACUAAACAUAGCUAAUACACUACAGAUCAAAACUCCCUUACUUUAUAUACCCAUAUUAGUUCAUUAGCAUACUUUUGGUUGAUUUUGAUCCGCGGGAUAUGGGGCGAUCGCCGUGCUGCGACAAAGUCGGGCUGAAGAAAGGGCCGUGGACGCCGGAAGAAGAUCAGAAGCUUUUGGCCUAUAUUGAGCAGCAUGGCCAUGGCAGCUGGCGGGCUUUGCCUUCCAAAGCUGGUCUGCAAAGAUGUGGAAAGAGUUGCCGUCUGAGAUGGACCAAUUAUCUAAGACCUGAUAUUAAGAGGGGGAAAUUCAAUGUGCAGGAAGAACAAACCAUUAUCCAACUCCAUGCUCUUCUAGGAAACCGGUGGUCCGCCAUAGCCACGCACUUGCCGAAGCGGACGGAUAAUGAGAUAAAGAAUUACUGGAAUACCCAUCUGAAAAAGCGGCUGGCGAAGAUGGGGAUCGAUCCGGUGACCCACAAGCCCAAGAACGACGCCCUCUUGACAUCCUCCAACGACGGCAACUCCAAGAGCGCCGCCAAUCUCAGCCACAUGGCCCAGUGGGAAAGCGCCCGCCUCGAAGCCGAAGCCAGGCUCGCCCGGCAAUCCAAGCUCCGGUCCGCUUCCACCACCCCUCUCGCCCAGACCGCCGCAUCUCCGGCGUGCCUUGAAAUUCUAAAGGCAUGGGGUAGCUUCGAUAGUGGACCCUUCUCUCUCGCCGGACUCGAGGAUCCCAUCGAGUCCCCCACGUCGACUCUGAGCUAUUCGGAUAUCAAGCCGGCGCACAUGUCUGGGAUGCCGGCGCCGGAGCACUUACAGCCGGAGUACAAACACGUCGACGAGUUCCCGCCGGAGAUGAUGGAGAGCGCGUGGACGCACGACCAGAUCCCCGGUGGGAAUUUCGUGGAGAGGUUCACGGAUCUUUUGCUGAGCGCAAAUUCGACGGAGGAACGGUGCUUGUCGGAGGCCGGUAGCACGGAGUCCGUGAACGCCGGCGACGGCACCGGCAAUCAUUGUUAUGAAGAUAACAAGAUUUACUGGGACAGCAUACUAAAUCUGGUCAAUUCUUCGCCGUCGGAUUCGCCUAUGUUUUAGAAGCACAGUAUAAUAGAGUAAAAAUUUCAUUUCCUUCUAGACGUUUUGCAAACGAUCUUACUUUUAUCCUUAUCACAGACGAUUCAUUUUAGUCGAAUGCUGAAAAUUAUCUGUUACAAGAACGAGAUAUAGAGAACGUGUACGAAAUGUGUGGGAAGGACGUGUACAACAAAAAUUGUUCUAAGAUAGAGUAUGGUGUUGAUUGUAUGUACUAUCUAGUGUCAUUAUUUUAAAAAAAAUCACUUAGAUCACCAUUAAAAGUUUACAUUGUAUUCUAAACAUCAAACCUUAAUUCUUAUUAUUGUCGUUCUAUCUUAAACCGGAC
This is a messenger RNA of Cuscuta europaea, 1856 nucleotides long. The record is from the annotation of a GenBank genome assembly. NCBI's taxonomy places the organism in Eukaryota, Viridiplantae, Streptophyta, Magnoliopsida, Solanales, Convolvulaceae.